Varroa destructor (honeybee mite) is the source of this 3990-nucleotide messenger RNA. RefSeq names its product leukotriene A-4 hydrolase-like. Gene Ontology annotation, biological process: proteolysis. Lineage: Eukaryota; Metazoa; Arthropoda; Arachnida; Mesostigmata; Varroidae. The record is from RefSeq and is a predicted model, not a curated record. Gene Ontology annotation, molecular function: metallopeptidase activity; zinc ion binding.
AGCAUUAACAAGGCGAUCGCUGCUGCCGUACCAAGAUUGUUGCCUACAGCAGCUGGCGUUGCAGUAGCGAUUUUGAGGCGCACGCACUUGCUGCCACAAUGACCACUCAGUUGUGAAGCGGCUGCAUGAAAAAUACAGUUUGCUAGAUAAAGAUGAUGAGAAACAAGAUGGAACCAAGCGUCAGUCGCAUCAAACACAGCAGUCAUCAACAGCAAUAACAACAUUAAACAGUUCGAGAUUGGACAACUCACCGAUCGAAUGAUGGCUUUCGGAGAAGAGCUGCCGCAACGCGAUAUCAACAAACGCUGGUCACCGAACGAAAUGCUGUUGAACUAGUUUUGCAUACAAUACUCUGCCGGCAACAAGGACGUGACGUUUCUUUCGAUGUUGUGCUUCAUACGUAGCUAUUGUGCUGGUCAAUACGACUGAUUCAAGAAACGUAACGGAGACUAAUGUAACUUAUAUUGGUAAGAGACUGCGGGCAAAUCUUAUCGCGUUAUUAUUGUGAUGAUAUAGGCGCGUCUGAGACCCUUAACAAUCACACUGCGCGUUAAGCGGACCCCAAAGAAGUCGGAACUCACCUAGCUAAGGUUCGUACAGGUGUUCUAAUUCGUCUUUUUUUGUCUUAAAAAAGCUAGAAAUUAGUUCGUGACAUGUAUACGCUGACGAUAUAAGAAAGAACAAAAGAACACAUACAUCGAGACCAGGAGCGAUCUUACGCGUCCCUUAAGAGGAGCAUAAGCUGUUACGGUUCGAUGAGUUGUUUCAACUAUAGCGAAGCGGAAUUGGUUGUUGUUGCCGAAAGUUGAGCAGUAGAUAUUGUGGAAAUGGAUUCUUUCAAUUUUCACAGCAAGUUAUUAUGCUGACAUCGUUUAUCUAUUGCUAACAGAUGCUGCCCGGUCAAACAGAGCUUCUACAACUCCGAACUUACAAUUAUGCUGGAACGAAUGAAUGAGUCAAUUGAUUUAAACUUUAUACAGAUCGAGUGUCGAUCAAAGCAUCUUAGUUGAAGGUAGUCAGACUAAGCAGCAGCGGGGGGUUGCUGCUUGUUUUUACGGCCACAAACUGCCUGAACAGGUUGUUCCAGGGGGUGGGCGGGGAGGUGCUAAGAUUGACCACGUUGUGGCACUGCUUUCGACCUAUAAACUCUUGCGAAAUGCGGUCAAGCAAACACCUAAUGCGUCGUUCUCGUUUGCGGCACCCGAUAAGUUCCAGAUUCUUCAUCUGCAUUGGACAGUCGAGGUGGACCCUAAAUCUCGUCGCCUAAAAUGCGAGGUUCGUUAUAAAAUUCGCAGACUAAUGCAAUCCGCUCACGAACUUGUGCUCGACAGAUUAUAAUAAUGAGUUACUAAUUAUGGGUGAAACUAUUGGAUACAGUGCGGAUCUUCAUGUGGAGAAGGUUCGGUUGAAUCGUUGUAGAAGAACCUAUUUUUAUAAAAGUCCACGUCAUAAGAUUUACGGCGAAGCGCUACGAAUACAGAUACCAAAAGAAGAGACUACCUUCGAAGUCGAUAUCGCCUACAGAACCGGAAACUCGUCAGCCCUUCGUUGGAACCACCGUGAUGAACGAAGUGUAUUCACACUUUCCUUUCCGGUCGCCGCUCGAUCGAUCCUCCCGUGUCAGGACGUUCCCCAGGUAAAGGUUCCCUUCUGUGCGACCCUUCUGACCCCGCGUGGCACCGUAGCUGUGAUGGGAGCUUCUCUUCGAGAAUCUGGCCGUGCGCCAGAUGGUCGCAACAUGUUCCACUUCGAGCAGCCUGUCCCUAUUCCAUUCUUCUUAAUUGCCUUUGCCGUCGGCGACUUCAGCUACGUGCCAGUGUCAAGCUGCGUCGGUGCUUACACAGAGGACGCGCCUGGUGACGCUCGCUUCGUCGCGGCCACCGUCAAGCGGAUUCUGCCGAUUGCCUUUGACUUGCUUGGUCCGUGCAUCUUUAGUAAAUUUGAUGUACUGAUACUUAACGAUUUCCCAUUCAAAGCUCUCGAAAUACCAGGAUUAACGUUUAUAAACGCUAGCCUCGUCGGGUCUGCCGAGCUAGCCGUAGUGCUUGCCCAUGAAGUGGCUCAUAGUUGGUUUGGCAACUCACUUGGCAUCGAAACCUUCCAUCAUCUCUGGAUUACGGAGGGUAUCUGUUCGUAUAUUGAGAGGCGAAUCCUGCUCGAACUUCGCGGUGAAGAAUUUUGGACAAUUGUCCACCGCGACGCGAUUAGCCGGCUCGAGUUUGAAGUACGAAUUCUCGGAGCUAAAAACCCUCGGCUAAAGCUGGUUAAUCCUGACGUCGAAGCAAGCCAGCUUCAUUCGGUGAUACCUUACGAAAAGGGUUAUCUGUUUCUAGUCUACCUUGAGCAAUUGGUAGGGGUUGAAAAGCUUCUCUGUGCAUUAAGGUGCCUGCACUUAAUAUACAAGGAAACCGCGAUUAAUUCAGAGAAAAUUCGUGAAUUUUUUACGCGGCUUUUCGAAGAGAAAAUUGCCGAGGUCAAUUGGGAUGAAUGGCUGUACGAACCGGGUCUGCCACGAAUAGCGAGACUUAACAACAAUUAUAAAAAUAUCAAAUGCCAAGCUAGGACUCACUCGGCAAUUCGAUUGACACCAUCUUGAUUACAUCUGAACAAUCUGGUAGAACUAUACGGAUAAAUCGUAUGGGGAUUGUUCAGAAAACUGAGCCAGGAUACUUCGUAUUUGUGACACACCGAUGCAGGAGUCGUCUCCUUGGUCCUAGAGAUAUUGCCGAUUCUGCAACGAUCCUAUUGCAUUCGAUGGACUGGGUCUAGUUGCGCAUUUUGAAACGUCGUACUAAGCGUCUUUCAGUUUGCCAACCUUAAGCCAAAUACAAAGAACUUUGUUUAAUUCGCCACCGGACUGUCGGACGCAUUUCGUAGUCGUGCAGCUCAAAGACAUCUUUGACCAAAAGAACUAUUCGUUUCCUGGCCGGCCAGUAUUCGAUGGACCAUCUCGUUACGUUAGAAUGUAUCCGGCGAAACAAUGAUGAAGUGAACCGCUUUGAAGCAAAACGGAAAGACUAUUUUUGGCAACUUCAUUGUCUACGGCUCGCUGAUAGGACUCUUCCUUGGUAGACAAUCUGUGAAGUACAAAGAUAGAUCCGAGUAACUCACGAUUGCUGCCUUAAGUCGACAAUUGUAUGACACCCUGUCUUGCGUACCCCUCAGUUGAACCUGUUGAUAGAUCUAGCUUUUACAAAGUUCCUAAAGUAUAGUGAUUUUGCCAGUAUACGUAGUAUAUACGAAAGAUAUUUUUCCCAAGUUUUCACGUAAUUUGAUACAGCUAGCUAUGUUAGACGGGACUAUAUAUGAGCUUAUUUGGAUUUUAUAUUGUCUCAUACUGUCGAUUGGAUACCAUUGAAAUGAUUUAGAAGCUUGUAUUUUUAGCUCCUUCGAUAUUACGGGGACCUGGUGCGAUAAACCUAACAGAACAGAGCGAUCAUAACCUUUACACAUAUGGGUUGUGAAAUCGCUCCGCGUCACGAAGUUUGUUGUCCGGUGUCAUGUGCAUCCCGUGUGAGGCCUUGAUACAUGCGACGACAGCGAUAACAACAGGCUCCUAUGUAAAUUUUCGUGUUUUUCAAUACGUUUGAACGAUCUUCACAGUCAGGGGUAGUCGCAUCUUGUACGAAAAGGGCCAGGCUUUCUGUCACAUGUCUUGUAUGUGACAAGAAUGAAAUAGGAAUCAAUACGUAGCCUAACAUUAUACAGUAGAUAAAUAUUAAGCAUCUGAUAACUCUCAAGUAAAAUGCUUCUCACUUAACAAUAGUUAUUGGUAAUAUGUUUAUUACAUGAACUAUCGUCCUUAUUUGGUUAUUAAAUCGACACGAACACUUUCAUUUUAGCUCAGACCAUACCGAUCAAUCGUUUAUUUACAGACACAAUAAAGCGAUUUAGUGAUAAACAAGAUUGUCUAAUCUGAUUUUAUCCGAUUUUUAACGGUCAUCAACUUGUUUUAAUGGAGCGAAAUAAAGAAGCGAUGUUUUUAUUUUU